UUGUGCGUUGUGAAUGGCAAAUGAGUCAGCUGUUGCGUUUUCAAAGCUAAAAGUGCAUGGGAAGCACAAUCGUAAAUUGUUGAAAAUUAUCUAGUUUGUCGUGUGAUAAAUUCCCACCACCAUUUUGCUGUGUUCCGCCUAAUUGUGCAGUUGUGUGCGAGUGCGCUACCUAAUUAGUUAUUAUACACGAGAAGAUGGGCGACAGUUCGGACGAGGAGAACUUGGGCACCGACUGGUUGCCGUAUAGCGAACGCGAAGAUUGGGCCGAUGUGACACCGCUGCCGCAGGACGAUGGCCCCAAUCCCGUGGUGUCCAUAGCCUACAGUCCCAAGUUUCGUGAGGUGUUUGAUUAUAUGCGAGCGAUUAUCGCCAAAGGCGAAAAGUCGGAACGUGCCUUGAAACUAACGACAGAAGCACUCAACUUGAAUCCGGCCAAUUAUACUGUGUGGCAAUAUAGACGCGAUAUACUGCGGGAACUAGAUGCCGAUUUACAGGAUGAACUGGACUAUCUGGACGAGGUGAUUAGACAGAAUGCCAAAAACUAUCAAGUCUGGCAUCAUAGACGCGUCAUCGUUCAGAUGAUGAACUGCGCUCAAUGGGAGCUCGAGUUGACACAGAAUGCACUAGACAACGAUGGCAAUGCCAAAAACUAUCAUGCCUGGCAGCACCGUCAGUGGGCCAUACGCACCUUUAAUCUUUACGAUGAUGAAUUGGAGUUUGUGAAUCGUUUGAUCAGCGAGGAUCAACGUAAUAAUUCUGCCUGGAAUCAGCGCUUUUUUGUGUUGAAGCAUUUGGGUUUCACACCAGAGGUGAUCGAACGUGAACUUCUAUAUACUAUGAAUCACAUACGUGUGAUCAAAAACAACGAAAGUGCCUGGAACUAUUUGGUGGGCGUGCUGCGUCAGAGUCCAAGUGGAAAGCUUAAUAGCUCCCCUGAAGUGGUGCAGUUUAGCGAGGGUCUCUACACGGCCGGCAAUCGUUCGCCGUAUCUGCUCGCCUUCUUGAUCGAUUUGUAUCAAGAGCAGGCCAGCGAGAACAAUCAGUUGGCACAAAAGGUUUACACGCUGUGUGAGGACAUGGCCAGCAAACAUGAUGUCAUUAGGCGCAAGUACUGGAGCUAUGUGGCCGAGCAUUUGAAGACACAGCUAAGCAAGCCUUCCACAGCGGAAUAGAGUAAUAACUUCGCGCCGCUUAUGCUGAGUUCUAAACAAUGUACGUACCGCAGACCUCGUUUAUAUUGAAAAUACAUACCAUAUUAGACCAUAA
Drosophila sulfurigaster albostrigata is the source of this 1266-nucleotide messenger RNA. It is a transcript of the gene Fnta, whose product is annotated as protein farnesyltransferase/geranylgeranyltransferase type-1 subunit alpha. Gene Ontology annotation, biological process: protein farnesylation; protein geranylgeranylation. Lineage: Eukaryota; Metazoa; Arthropoda; Insecta; Diptera; Drosophilidae. The record is from RefSeq and is a predicted model, not a curated record. Gene Ontology annotation, molecular function: protein farnesyltransferase activity; CAAX-protein geranylgeranyltransferase activity. Bases 195 to 1172 code for a protein of 325 amino acids. Gene Ontology annotation, cellular component: cytoplasm; CAAX-protein geranylgeranyltransferase complex; protein farnesyltransferase complex. The transcript has 3 exons.